AUGGCAUCUCAGAUAGAUCAUUCAAAAAUAUUUCUCAGGGGACGAGUUAGUCGACAAGCCACGGAGGAACUUGGAUUGGGAUUAUAUUCAGAUCACUCCAUGAAUGGUUCGACGCCGGAAAGAUCAAAUGUUGCCAAAACUGCAAGACAUAGAAAUUCUGCCUCGCAGGUACGUUUUUCUCUUCCAGAUCCCAAAUAUAUCGAGUCUUCCACAAAUAGUGAUAGUUUAUACUCUCCAUCAACUUCUCCUCUGAAGAUUGUUUUUCCUAAAGACCCUGAAGACUAUGAAGCCCUGAAUGAUUCAAAUAUACUGAAUGAAGAAGAAAUACGAUCCCAGGGGCAUUUUAUGAAUUUAACCACUAAAACUAUGAUUGAUGUUCCAGAAGAUAUAUGGAAAUUUCAUCAGAAUCACAGAGCUCCAAGAAAUGGGCAUCGAAAAUCCAAAUCAACGGAUUGCAGCAAUGCGCAGGGAGGGAAUCAUGUCAAGCCCUUAAUAUAUAGUGAUCCGGUGAUUAGUGGGCACAAAAGGUCGAAGUCACUACAAUCUAUCAUCUCAGACACAAUAAAUCUAUACAAAAGUGAAACACUGAGUGCCUCUACGAAUGACUCCACUAGUAUAAGAAGGCAAGUUACUCCCCUCGAUAUUCCAUCUUCAGAACGUCUAAAACCUAGAAAGGAUGAUUUAUAUUUAACGCCAGAAUCACCAUUAAACAGGUAUAAUAUCCCUAUUCCAUUGGAAAUUAAGUUGCCACCUUUUCUGUCACCACAAAAUAAUAACAAAAAAAGGCGUAGUCUAGUCUACGAUGGAGCAGGAUAUAGUUUCUGCGAGGAUAAAAGUGAAGAAAGUGCACUAACAUUAUCUGAAGAGGAGUAUUCUAAUUCAAUAGUUUCCUCGGUGGAUCUUUCCAUCCCGUCGGCGACAUAUGAUAUUUCGUUCGAUAUGAAGGAUAGCAAUGCAAAAGUAACUGAUGAACUGUUAGGAAUAGAUGAGCAUGCAAAUGUGGAUCUCAAGCUUCAGAAUAGAAAUCUCAGAAAACCAAAAAUUUUGGAAAAGCAAGGAUUGCCUAAUACUACCUAUGAAAGAAGUAACGAUUUACAAUACAGUGUUAAUGUACCUGGCACUCCAAAAGGAGGAGAUAAUGCUCCCUCUGAUAACUCCAAACCGAAAAUUACCGCUAGGACACUCGGCAUAAAGGGCAGUUCGAAUGCCAGGGAUUCAUUAAAAAUCCUUUCGACACCAUCCAAACAAAUUAUAAUACCCGAUCUUGAACGAAAUCCAUUAAGUUCCCAGAAAAGUACUUUUUCCAAUGGUACCCUGAGCUUUUUUGAGAAGCUUCAGUCCUUUGAAAAUAAUGAUCAGUUACCAGAAAAUGAUGAGGUGGAGUGGAGCGAGACUGGAAAAUUAAAUUGCGAUUUCAAAUUUCCGUCACUGACGCCUUCUGAGGACUAUCAUCAACAUCAUACUGAAGAGCAUCAAAAUCUUCAAUUCUUUAACGCAUCUGCAAAGAAUAUAAGUAGAGUAGGAACCCAAUUUGAAGAAGAUGAAAAAUUUUCUAAAGACUUUAAGUCAAAUCUGCGUCUCAUGAGGAAUCCUGCUAGCCCCUCAAGAACCUUCAUAAACACGCACAGAAGAAGUAGAAGCAUCCGGAGUGUUGAUUUACAAUAUGUCGAUCUACAAAGCACUUCACCGACUUCUACAAAGUACGUUGGUCAUCAAAGUGAAAGGAGUAUGAAGACUUCCACUAAUAUUGGCCCUCAAGUCCCAGCUAGAUCAUCUUUGAGGCCAGUGUCUCCUUCUUCAAACAUCUAUGAGCCGGAUAAUACUUCAGAACAGUCUGACGAAGAUAGUAUAACAUCCUCCUAUUCUGAUCAUGAAAAUACAGAAUCUAGUGCGAAAAUAUUAUUUGAAAGACCUGCUGCUAAAAAUUUACCCAAAGAAGCUAGACCACUCUCCUCUUUUCAAUCAUUUUCUAGUCCCAUUUCUGACUACAAUCUGGAACUUGAAUAUACUACAUAUGAAGACACACAUCCUGUGCUUCCGACUCGACAACUUUCCAAUGUUGGAAGUAAGCAAUCGGCCUCUACUAUUAAUAACUCUGAAUUUUCACAUUUAUCAUAUAAAACCGAUUUGACGCUCCCCAGCAGUCCAUUAUUGACUCGCUCAGUCAUUUUGGAAAAGCACAAGCGAAAUUCGAUGGCAUUGAGGGAAGAGGAUGCUGGUGAGAAAAUAGCCAAUCGGAAUGUGCCACUAAAGAAGAUUCUUGAUUACGAGACAGUGCAGGAAAGAAUUGGAGGAAAGCUAGUUGAUGUGAUAGUGCUGGAUGAUAUCGAGGAGGGGAAAAAUACGCAGAAAAGUAAAGUUCCCAAUAGAAAAAGGUAUACUGAGGUACUGGAAAUGUGCGAGAAAACAGCUCAGGAUGCAAGAUGCGCCAUUUAUGAUCUUGUAAAGAAUGAAACAUGCAAUGAGACAGUGACGGGAAAGCGUUCUGCUCAGCUCUUCGAAAAGCAAGCACAGCAGGAGCGGUACCUUCGUAAUUUGAACAGGUCUAUUAAAAUACGCUCUAGGAGUAAAUCAAACUUUAAUUAG
Messenger RNA from Kazachstania africana CBS 2517, 2586 nucleotides. RefSeq names its product Fir1p (gene FIR1). Bases 1 to 2586 code for a protein of 861 amino acids. NCBI's taxonomy places the organism in Eukaryota, Fungi, Ascomycota, Saccharomycetes, Saccharomycetales, Saccharomycetaceae. The transcript has a single exon. The record is from RefSeq and is a predicted model, not a curated record.